Molecule: messenger RNA, 480 nt
Organism: Aspergillus brunneoviolaceus CBS 621.78
Lineage: Eukaryota; Fungi; Ascomycota; Eurotiomycetes; Eurotiales; Aspergillaceae
Exons: 1
Coding region: 1-480 (159 amino acids)
Source: RefSeq, a predicted model, not a curated record
AUGGCACAGCCCGCAGAAGAUAGCCAUCGUAUCCCCAUGUUCACCGAGCAGAAGAAGCUGCCCGGAAUCGGUAAGCUCUCCGCGACCUGGCUUGCGGUCAUACUGCUUGAGAAUGUGCAGUACCCCGAGCUCGUUGCCGAUAAUUGGGCGCUGGCCCUGCAAAUUCUGCAGGGAGUAUGGCAGAACCGCCGGCUAAAGUACCCAGCUCUUUGCCGCAGGCGAAUGGGUGGUGUUCUCGCUGCCAGGGGAUGUGUUCGCAUAUUUAUCGAGUCCCACAUUGGGUCCGGGACCUGUGGCCCGCCGCUGCGCUGGGAGUAUGGAGGUGUGGACGAGUAUGGCGAGCUGCACCUGGAAGAAAAUUGGGAAGACUUUAAGGAUGCUUUGGAAGCACUGUGCGAUAUUUAUGGGAAUGAAGCUGAAGCUGGGUCUGAGGCGGGGGUUGAAGAUUCGACGGGUCUUAUGUGGGAAGAAGGGUACUAA